Drosophila busckii is the source of this 2099-nucleotide messenger RNA. RefSeq names its product ELAV-like protein 2 (gene Rbp9). NCBI's taxonomy places the organism in Eukaryota, Metazoa, Arthropoda, Insecta, Diptera, Drosophilidae. The record is from RefSeq and is a predicted model, not a curated record. Gene Ontology annotation, molecular function: RNA binding. Gene Ontology annotation, cellular component: ribonucleoprotein complex.
CAUCGAAAUGGUUGAGGGUCAGACAGCGGUUCAACAGCAGCAGCAGCAGCAACAACAGCAGUCGAAUGCUGUUGCUGCCAGCGUAGGCAGUGGCAACAGCUCCACUGGCGGAGGUGCUGGUGGUGGUGGUAGUGGUGGCGGUGCUGGCAAUGUCACCAGCACUGUAAACAGUCAGGCGCAACAAAAUGGCGGCACAGGCGUAACAACGGGCGCAGCGGCAGCAACUGCUGCUGGUGGCGUUGGCAGCAAUCAGGCCAACUCAAACAAUGCAACUAGCAACAACAAUAAUAACAAUAGCGCAGCCACAAAUAACAACAACAACAAUAACACAACAGCGAGUAAUAACAAUAAUAUAACAACAACCAUAACAACAACAACGCUAAAGAAAUUGCUUUACUACUUGCCACAAACAAUGUCGCAGGAUGAAAUUCGUUCAUUAUUCGUUAGCUUUGGUGAGGUGGAGAGCUGCAAGCUAAUACGCGAUAAGGUCACAGGUCAAAGUUUGGGCUAUGGCUUUGUCAACUAUGUGAAGCAAGAGGAUGCAGAGAAGGCCAUCAAUGCUCUGAACGGUCUACGCCUGCAAAACAAAACCAUUAAGGUCUCCAUUGCGCGCCCCAGCUCGGAGAGCAUCAAAGGCGCCAAUUUAUAUGUCUCGGGUCUUCCAAAGAAUAUGACACAGUCCGAUUUGGAAUCAUUGUUCAGUCCAUACGGCAAGAUCAUAACUUCGCGCAUACUUUGUGAUAAUAUCACUGAUGAACAUGCGGCUGGUCUCUCCAAGGGCGUUGGCUUUAUACGCUUCGAUCAGCGCUUUGAGGCUGAUCGCGCCAUCAAGGAGCUAAACGGCACCACACCGAAAAAUUCCACCGAACCGAUAACCGUUAAAUUUGCCAACAAUCCCAGCAGCAACAAGAACAGCAUGCAACCGCUGGCCGCCUACAUUGCACCACAGAAUACGCGCGGCGGGCGCGCCUUUCCAGCCAAUGCUGCCGCCGGAGCGGCCGCGGCUGCUGCUGCCGCUGCCAUACAUCCCAACGCUGGGCGUUACAGCUCUGUGAUCUCACGCUACUCGCCGCUUACCAGUGAUCUGAUUACCAAUGGCAUGAUCCAGGGCAACACCAUUACCAGCUCGGGUUGGUGCAUUUUUGUCUACAAUCUGGCGCCAGAGACUGAGGAGAAUGUGCUCUGGCAGCUGUUUGGACCAUUUGGCGCCGUGCAGUCCGUCAAGGUUAUACGCGAUUUGCAGAGCAACAAGUGCAAGGGCUUUGGAUUCGUCACCAUGACCAACUAUGAGGAAGCUGUGCUGGCCAUACAAUCGCUCAACGGCUACACGCUGGGCAAUCGGGUACUCCAGGUCAGCUUCAAGACCAACAAAAAUAAGCAAACGUAAUUAUUAACCAAGUUGGCUGCUGUUGUCAACGCCAAUGCGGCGGCAGCGGCGCUUGCGGCCAAUAGUUUGGUACUCAGUAGCAGCAACAACAACAACCAUCACAACCACCACCACAACAACAACAUUGGCAAUGGAAAAUAUGGUAACAACAGCAGGCAACACAACAGCAACCAAACGGGUAAACACAAACUACACACCACCAGCAAUGGCAAGCAAGCUUUAUCGCCUUUGGCCGAAGCAACAUCAUCAUCCGCAUCAGCAUCAAGCAGCAGUCGACAACAGAAGCCAACUACAUCAGCAACAACAAGCAAUAGCAGCAGCAGCAGCAACCACUCACCAACAGCAUCUACAAGCAAUGGCAACAAUGCCUCAUCCAAUGCCGAUGGCGGCGGAGGCGGCGCAUCCUCAUCCAGUUCCAGCAAUAUUUUGAAAACCUCCACAAAGUUUAUUUACAACAAGCCACAAAAUCAUUUCGAGCUGCUGCAACAGCAGCUGCAGCUGCAACAGGAAUUCGCACAUUUUUUAACAAAUGUGGCCAACAGUGCCGCGGCCACGCCCACGUCUAACAACAGCACCAAUAGCAACAGCAAUCACAAUCACAAUCACAGCGGCAACAUUACUGGCAGCAACAGCUUUGGCAAUCAGCGCAACUCCGCAAACAGCUCAACAUUGGGCAAUAGUUCAGCAGCAGCAGCUGGCAGCAGCAAGAGCA